AUGUCUGAAGAUCAACAAAUGAAGAGGUUUCCAGAGUCGUAUCAUCAUUUCAAUAUGGAACCAGAAGAUUCAUUCGAUUACCUUUUCAAAAUUGUAUUGAUUGGAGAUAUGGGCGUUGGUAAAACUUGCAUUGUUCAGAGGUAAAU
Enterobius vermicularis (human pinworm) is the source of this 146-nucleotide messenger RNA. NCBI's taxonomy places the organism in Eukaryota, Metazoa, Nematoda, Chromadorea, Rhabditida, Oxyuridae. The record is from the annotation of a GenBank genome assembly.